AUGCCGCAGAACGAAUACAUUGAGCGUCAUCAAAAGCUUUACGGUAGGAGGCUCGAUUAUGAAGAGAGAAAAAGAAAGCGAGAGGCUCGUGAGCCUCACAAACGUGCUGAAAAGGCGCGCAAAUUGCGAGGUAUCAAGGCAAAGAUCUAUAAUAAAGAGCGCCGAAAUGAAAAGAUUCAAAUGAAAAAGAAAAUCAAAGCUCAUGAAGAGAAAAAUGUUAAACAAAACACAGAGAAAGUUGCCGAGGGCGCCUUGCCUGUAUAUCUCCUUGACAGAGAUGUACAAUCCCGUGCUAAAGUGUUAUCUAACAUGAUCAAACAAAAACGCAAAGAAAAGGCUGGCAAAUGGGACGUGCCUAUACCAAAAGUUAGAGCACAGGCCGACGGUGAGGUAUUCAAAGUGUUGAAGUCUGGCAAAACUAAACGUAAGGCCUGGAAGCGAAUGGUCACUAAGGUUACAUUUGUUGGGGAAAACUUCACCCGUAAGCCUCCUAAGUUUGAGAGGUUCAUCAGACCUAUGGCUUUACGCUUUAAAAAGGCUCAUGUCACACAUCCUGAACUCAAAGCAACAUUCUGCUUACCAAUCAUUGGUGUCAAGAAAAAUCCAAGUUCACAAAUGUAUACUAGUUUAGGAGUUAUUACUAAGGGUACAGUACUGGAGGUGAACAUAUCUGAACUUGGUUUAGUAACACAGGCUGGUAAAGUGGUGUGGGGGAAAUAUGCACAAGUUACGAACAAUCCUGAGAAUGAUGGCUGUAUAAAUGCUGUACUUUUGGUAUAA
Molecule: messenger RNA, 780 nt
Organism: Arctia plantaginis
Lineage: Eukaryota; Metazoa; Arthropoda; Insecta; Lepidoptera; Erebidae
Source: the annotation of a GenBank genome assembly